This is a messenger RNA of Gadus macrocephalus (Pacific cod), 1043 nucleotides long. RefSeq names its product coiled-coil-helix-coiled-coil-helix domain containing 7 (gene chchd7). Bases 388 to 645 code for a protein of 85 amino acids. The transcript is spliced from 5 exons. NCBI's taxonomy places the organism in Eukaryota, Metazoa, Chordata, Actinopteri, Gadiformes, Gadidae. The record is from RefSeq and is a predicted model, not a curated record.
GUUGCUGGCGGUGCGGGUCAGUGAGUGCAGCAGCAGAUAGCUCGACGGGAGCCUCGUGGGCAGCUCACUGCCGCUGCUAGGAAGCUAGUUACAUGUCGUAAAGCGUCAACUGCUACAGCGGUCGCUGUUACCGAACCACCACCACCGAGUGCCUAGAGUACACAAUUAAAACGGCAUGUGAUGCCAGUCUGACGUUGUAUAUGACAGUAUAAUUUCCAAACAAACGACUAACCGCAGAAUUGUUCUACUGCGUGUUGUUGUGGUAGAAGUGGUGGUGGUUGAGUAACCUUCGAUCUAAGCCAUACCAAGGUGCAUUUCCUGACUGUUGUGUGGGCUAGUGGUCCAUACUGUAAAGUUCACCUGAAAUGGCUGGCUAAACAGGUCAAAAUGGAUAAAAACACACGGAAACUCCGUAAUCAGGACAUCAACCCAUGCAUCGAAGAAAGUGAUGGGUCUCAAAGGUGUUUGGAUGCCCACAACUAUGACAAGUCCAUGUGUUCACCCUAUUUCAUAAACUACAAGAACUGUAGGAAGUAUUGGCAUAACCUCAUGGUGCAGCGGAGGAGAGAGGGGGUGAAGCCGGAGAUGCCCACUGCUGAGGAGAGGAAGGAGAUCCUGGCUGGGCUGGGUGGCAAGCCGUACUGAAGCGGGCUCCUCGGGAGCUCCUCCUCCUCCUGACGACAGCCCUCUGGGUCUCAGCCCGGCCGAUAGGAGCCCAUAGGAGCCCAUGGAUUGGACUGGCCCGUCCUGGUUAGCUCUGCGUGGUAGCUGUCGGGACACUGCACUGCAGAGUACCUGGCUGUGUUCCCAGACAACAUGGUGGUGCGGGAAGAGGAGGCUGUAGGUUCUAUCGUAGCUGGGUUAUAAUUGGGAUCCGGAAGACAUACUGUAUCUGAUGCUCUGUCUCCAUCCAUGUUUGUAUGUGUGGUUGUGUUGUGUUAAAUUAUAAUGUGUAAAAUCUUAUGGAAGAGUGAUGAAUAUUGUACACACUUGGCAGUAUGCUGUGUCAUGUGUGAAAUAAUACAUUAAAGUGUAACACGUGU